AUGUCAUCCUCUUCCGCACGCCCUCGCGCUUCCAUGUCGGCCUCGAUGGCCUACGAGUGGCUGUGGUGUGACGACCACGUCAAGAUCACGCAGUGGUUCCUCACCCAGCCGCGCCUAACGUACAAGGAAUUUUAUGCGUCGUUCAUCAACGUCGCCAACAGGGCAUGGGAGCUGUCUCGUCAACAGGAACGCGCUCCUUUGGAGGGCCUGCAGAAGACCAUCGUUGAAUUGCUGCAAAAGGAGCGUAUCCCUGCCGAUGAGCUGCUUACCGCCCUGCAGGAGUACUCGGCCGGUCUGGGUGAGGGCAAAGGCCGCUGGAAGGAGAAAGGGCUCGUCGCCUUCGACGAAGGUCUCAGUAAGUUGACGAUCCGUGCAUGUCUUCANCAGACACUGCCCCUGAGACAUCCCACUUACACUCAAGUAGACGACAAGGCUCUGACCGCCGGCAAGAACAAGCUGCGCGCAAAGGUCAUGAAGGACCUUCGCAAGUCUGAGAACCUGGGUCGUGUCGCUCGCCUCCAAGCCGCCGCCACCGCUGCCAACAAUGCCACUAUGGCUGAUCAGCAACCUCUGCCUGCCUUCAAGGCACCUCCUUCCCUGUCGGCCUAUGUGCCACCCUCUCGUUUCCCUGCCUGGUUGGCACCCUCUCCCUUGCCUGUGCCCGCGCCCUCGCCGCGUGGCCUGGCUCUCUCUUGGGAUCCGUUCGUGCAGCGCGAACAGCCCCUGUCUUUGGAGUCGAUGGGAGACGCCAUUGGCAACCUGGGUCCUGCUGCUGCCCCCUGUACGCAGGCCCAGCAGGCCACGGCUCUCUCAGUGCCCGUGAAGUUUGGCAGCCUACCGCUGGCCGGAGGCAAAAAGGCCAACGAGGAGGAAGAGAUGCGUGAUGGAUGGGAGGAGGAUGAAGAUAUGGUGUUGUAA
Aureobasidium uvarum is the source of this 918-nucleotide messenger RNA. NCBI's taxonomy places the organism in Eukaryota, Fungi, Ascomycota, Dothideomycetes, Dothideales, Saccotheciaceae. The record is from the annotation of a GenBank genome assembly.